Messenger RNA from Symbiodinium natans, 4470 nucleotides. NCBI's taxonomy places the organism in Eukaryota, Dinophyceae, Suessiales, Symbiodiniaceae. The record is from the annotation of a GenBank genome assembly.
AUGGAUGACAAUGAAAGCAACUACAGCAAUGACAGCUUUCCAUCCAUGCACAGCACAAUGGCCCCGACAUCGAUGCCAGACAUGGCAGAGAACACAACGGUGCGCCUGUGCAACUCUGACGCCAUGUUUGACCUUGACCUGGGCAACUUCUCCAUCGCAGGGCCUACUGCUCUGGAGGUCAUCGGCGGCGAGGGCUUCGACCGCAGGAAGGUUCAGGUUGGCACGAACUUCUCCCUGAAAGUGCUAGGGUUCGGCCUUGGGGAUGGUCUGUCGCAAAGGCUGCGCUUGGUCCUGGCACCCCUCAGAUGUGGUCAGGAGGGGACAUUCAACGGUACUGAGCACUUGCUGGGCCAGCUCGCCGAGGAUCCCGAUUCGCCCGGCACUGGUGAAGAUCCCAACUUCGCCCAGACGUGGGGCCCGCUUGUUCUCUCCCGCAGCGGCCGCUACUACGUGUGCCUCUGUUCGGGCAGAGGACGGUCGUGCUCCAGCGACAUUGACUUUCAGGUUGAGAUUGGUAGUGUCUUCGCUUUCUGGCCAGACCUGCGAUUGCAGAGAUCUGGUGGCUUCGAGUUGCGAGUUGUGCCCCACGCGGUCUUCUCGCUGGAUUUGGUCGCAGCGUGCUUAGUCAGUGGACUAACCCGAAUGGCCUUCCCAGCUGGAACACCCCAGUUGCAAGCCAAGAAUCACCGCUUCACAAGCACUUGUGCGCUGCUAGCUCACCUCCCUUCCCUGCACACAUUGCUUAUUCAGCGUAAAGUUGUCAUCGUCCCACUGCUGCUCGACCCGAUAAGUCCCAAGCAAUCCUGUAUCCUGUCUUUUGCAAGACCUAGUGAACCAACCAAAGCUGCCGUUGAGGGGCCGCAGCUCUCGGUGCAAGACCGUGCCUGGAGCAUAGUGCAGCCGUGCGUCGGGCGCAAGGGAGCGAACAUGUUUUCUUGGAGUUCCACCAACUUGCUUCGUGUCCGAGCUGUGGCUCAUUGCAGGGGUGCAGGGCUCCGCGCUCUACCCAGCCUGAUAAGCGCUGUCGAACUCAUGGAGUUCGUGGAAUUCCUAGGGGUGGAUGAGAGCAGCCCUGGAGGUGUCCAUCAGAGCAAUGGAACUGGAGCAAGCAGUGCAGUAGAGGGCAGACGCAACGAUGCACCUGCAGCCAGAAACGGACCGCGAACGGUGCGCUUGAAGGCGGCCUUCUCGAAAGAGACGCGGCGGCAAGUGUUCAACCUGGCGAAGCGAAUCCGUUCCAGGCCCUGGGCAGGGGUCUUUUCGGAGCAUCGUGCGCCCUCGUUGGCAAGCCUCAUCUCCAACAGAAGCUUCGGCGCGGGUGGUGCAAGCCAUGAAACGAUCUCCCUCCACUACCACAUCGACAUCUUGGCGCCAGAACUGCGGCGCCGACUACUGGCACUGGCUAUGGCAGCGGAUGCGGCCGCUGGAUGGAACCUGAGCCAAGGUCAGCCUUUGAGGGCCAGGUGCCUGGAGCUGCUCACCUAUCGGGGCAGCUGGAGGUCACACCCGGUGGCGUGGCAUGGUGAUGGGGCCUCGCUGCUCACUCUGCUGGUUGUGCUGAGCAACAGGGGCUCCUAUGAUGGCGGAGCUAUUGAAUUGAGAGACUAUGCCAACGGGCCGCUCGCUCCUCCCGAGCCCUCUGCCCUGAAGAGGACACAGGUCCUGGAGGUCACGGCUGACACCAAGGAGGGCCCAGAGCCUGUGGCACCGGUGGCACCGGUGGCACCUGCCAACAGCGCGACUGUGAGGCUGGAGCAUCAUGACGACAUCGAGGCAGGCGAUGCCAUUGCCUGGCGCGGCUGGACACUGCACCGUGCCACGCCGGUGGCCUUUGGGAACCGGCAGGUCCUGGCCUCAGAGUGGUGGCUGGGGGAGGACGCAGCUCUGUCUGGCGCCGCCCGGGCCCCCGACUCAGUUCUGGAGCUCCGUCGCGCGUUAGACCGCGACCCCCAGGCCUCACAGCUCCACCGUUGGCUGGGGGGCGCCUUUUGCGAGGAGCAGCCUUGCAAGACCGAAGAUCACGCCAUGUCUGCGCUGAACGCUUACCAGACCGCGCUGUCCCUCGCCCCGGGGGACCCCAUGGCCCUUCACGCCCUCCAAGCGUUUCUGCAGUCAGGCAAGGACGAGAAAAAGAAGCUCAGCCAGCGUGGACCUCUGGCCCAGUUUCCGAACACGCCAGGAAUCGGUGGCCAGGCAGAUGGAAGCAUGAGCCUGACCUGGCCUGAGUUGCGGCUCGUCUCUGGUGGAAUCUUCCGAGUGUGCUGGUGCCCUGGAGCCCAGCAGGGCGGGGCUGAGAGCAGCGAUUGCGAGACCUCCUCGGACUUCUAUGCCGAGUUUGGGACCUUUGCCAGCCUCAGAAUCCGCGACGGCUGGUCAAGCGCAUGCCCACGGGCUGAGGAGCCGAUCCUAAUCCACGUGGCAGCGAUCGGGCUCAGACCAGAGGUGGAUCGGAUCCUGCUGUUGAAAGCUUCGGAAGUGUGCGGGGAGGGCAUUCCUGACGUCUUGAGCCCUGGUGGCGUCGUGAGCUCCGAGUCCGGCUUUGGUGCCCUCCAGUGCAAGCAGGAUCCGAAUGCUGGCGCAGAGGAGCUGGAGCGGAAGAUGGUGUGCGGGGGAGUCGACUCCUUGGGAGCAGUACGAACCUACACCCUCGGGACCUAUCACAUUUGUGUUUGUGGGGCUCUUCCUGGCUAUGAUUGCUCGCAUCCAUCACACUACUGGACGCCUGCUGGCAAAGCCUUCCAGGUGCUGAUGAGGGCAGAUGCACCAGGGGCAGCUGAGAGUGUGCCCCCUGUGUCGCUCCUCACUGUUUCGAAGAGUCCCGUUGUGUCUGCUGCCUAUGCUCCACGUCCGCUUGGCUCUCAUCGGCGACUUGCGGCUGGAUAUGAGGACGGUGUGGUGCGCGUGUGGGAGCCGGCGACCCCUGAGAUUGCCGCAACGCUGAUCGGUCACCUCGACCAUGUGGAGGCCGUGGCCUGGGCACCAGAUGCGAGCUGGUUAGCAUCAGCAGGCCUCGACGGCAGCUUGCGGCUCUGGAGCGCGGCUGCCGGUCUUGGCCCUUUGGGCCAGGGCGUGCCCCCUCACAUCUGCCCGAGAUGGGCAGCUGUAUGGCAUAGGCCAGGCGGCAACAUGCCGGACUUUGACUGGCAAAACGUCAUCCUCGGCCAUGUGCUGAAGAUGAAUCCGCUGAACAUCACGCAGGAGCCUUUCGUGAACUUUGCAGAAUCUCUGUCCCAUGAAGAUCUUGCAGAUAUAGGCCAUUUGACCUUGAACAGGGCUGCCGCGCAGUGCGAGAAGGCCUGCAGCAAUUUCCGCGAGAUGGCGGCUGACUUCUGUGAGUGUGGACCCAGCCUGGAGUGCCACAUUCUGGGGACCUGUUUGCCCAAAUGUGGGCUGGAGGCGCACAUAUGGCCGGUGGCACACAAGCAGGGCCUCACCUCCGUCGUCGUAUCGCCGGACGCCUCGGUGCUGGCCACAGCAUCCUACGAUGCCGAUGUGCACAUCUGGGACGCAAGGACUUUGGCGCCAGAGCCCGUCUCCACGGUCUCGGUGCACAGUGGGGCAGUGCUUUCCCUGGCUUUCUCGGUGGGGACAGGUUCUGGCAUCAUGCUGGCGACUGGGGGCGACGAUGAUCUCAUCACGUGGUUUGGCCUUGCAGAAAUUCUUGCUGCAGGCCAGACAAGCAGCGCGAUGCCACAGCACACCUUUCGCGAGGAGAACGGCAUUGGCAAGAACAUGGCAGUGCUCGCUGUGGCUUUCUCGCUGGACGGGAAUUGGUUCGCCGCAGCCGGUCGUGGCGGAGCUGGGGCACUGUGGGAUGUUCAGAGCGUGGUCAAGGUCCGGACCUUGGAGCCAGCCCUGGAGGCGGUAAGCAGCGCUCGGCUGUCCACGGUGGCAGGCAUCGCCUUUGCCCAGGACGGACAGUGGCUGGCCAUCCGGGGUCCGGCAGCAGUCAAGAUGAUGCCUCUGGACAACGUGCUGCAGGGUCUUCCUGUCCCUAGCCCUCAGUGGGUGACAUUCGACGGCCAGGAUCUAGGCCGGGCUGUGCUCAGCUGGUCUUCGAUGCAGGGACCUGAAGGCAACGUGCCACAACAUUCCGUCAAGCUGCACACCAAUGGAACCGUCAUGGAGCUGAGCUUCGCACCAUGUAACGUCACGGCCGGAUGUGAUGCGCGCUUGCCUGCUGUCCGAGUUGAUGUGCAGAUUCCGUAUGAGUUUGUCGGAGUACGGGGCUACUUCCUGGAGUACAGCUUGAAUGCUGACGACAUGGCGGACGACUGCCGUGGUGGUGCAGCACAAUCGCAGUGGGAUGAGGAGAAUCCUGCCAGGACCUACUUCGCACAGCUGGGCUUCGGCAUGUCAGCCGAAGGUCUGGACUGUGAACGUGUGGGCCCAGAUGGGGACGAAGGCCGCGAGAGCCUGGCGGCCUGCCAGGAGGCUUGCAGGGAGAAUCGCCAGCAACUUACUGACUGA